Tetranychus urticae (two-spotted spider mite) is the source of this 3298-nucleotide messenger RNA. RefSeq names its product adaptor protein complex 1, gamma subunit (gene AP-1gamma). The record is from RefSeq and is a predicted model, not a curated record. Gene Ontology annotation, biological process: vesicle-mediated transport; intracellular protein transport. Gene Ontology annotation, cellular component: AP-1 adaptor complex; Golgi apparatus; membrane coat. Lineage: Eukaryota; Metazoa; Arthropoda; Arachnida; Trombidiformes; Tetranychidae.
AGAGACUUGAGUGAGCCUCUCUGAGUCCUUGCCUUCAUUCUUGCUUGUGAGGUUGUUUCUUUAACUGUUUUUUGAUAAAAAAUCUUAAUUUAUUAGUUUAGCCACCUUAUUCUUUCAUCUUAUGAUAAUUAUUUGACUUAUGGAUAUCUUGGUCACUAUCUAGUGCUCUAAAUUUUACCUGGUCUUGCCUGUAGCUCAUCCCAACUACGUUUUUAACUUCAGGUGUGGGUGAGUUUGUUGCCUGCUUCUUUCUAUUCUCAGGUAAAUACACAAUCAGGUUCAUCAAUAAGGAACCCUCUUCACAUCAACCAUGGAUCUACAAAAUACAAUAUUAUCCAAGUUAACCUCUGGAAUGCCUUCUCCUAUGCGCCUUCGAGAUCUUAUUCGGCAAAUAAGAGCAGCUAGAACAGCAGCAGAGGAAAGAGCUGUCAUUCAAAAAGAGUGCGCUUAUAUCCGAUCAACUUUCCGUGAAGAAGACAGUGUUUGGCGUUGCAGAAAUGUGGCUAAAUUGUUAUAUAUUCAUAUGUUAGGGUAUCCAGCUCAUUUCGGUCAGCUGGAAUGUUUGAAAUUGAUAGCUUCACCAAGAUUCACUGAUAAACGAAUUGGUUAUUUGGGAGCCAUGCUUCUGUUGGAUGAAAGACAAGAUGUUCACCUUUUAAUAACCAACUCCCUAAAAAAUGACCUCAACAGUCAAAUUCAAUAUGUGGUAGGACUUGCAUUGUGUGCUUUAGGGACAAUAUGCUCUCCAGAAAUGAGCAGAGAUCUUGCUGGUGAAGUUGAACGCCUUAUGAAAUCUUCUAAUGCAUACAUCAAGAAAAAGGCAGCCCUAUGUGCAGCCCGUAUAAUUCGCAAGAUUCCAGACUUUAUGGAAAUGUUUCUUCCAGCAUCACGGACUCUUUUGACAGAAAAAAAUCAUGCUGUCUUAAUUACCGGUAUCACUCUCAUUAUCGAAAUGUGUGAACGAAGUCAAGAGACUCUCUGUUAUUUCAAAAAGAUGGUACCGAAUUUGGUUCGUAUAUUGAAAAACUUAAUCAUGGCCGGUUACUCUCCAGAACAUGAUGUAUGUGGUGUUAGUGACCCUUUUCUUCAAGUCAAGAUUCUUCGCUUGCUCAGACUUCUUGGACAUAAUGAUCCGGAAGCAAGUGAAGCUAUGAACGACAUUCUUGCUCAGGUUGCAACCAAUACUGAAAGUACUAAAAACGUAGGAAAUGCAAUAUUAUAUGAAACAGUCAUCUCUAUCAUGGAUAUCAAGUCAGAAAGUGGUCUACGUGUAUUAGGAAUCAAUAUUCUUGGCCGAUUUCUGUUAAACACCGACAAGAAUAUUCGAUAUGUGGCAUUAACUACGUUACUUAAAACUGUUCAAGCUGAUUACAAUGCCGUUCAAAGACACCGUACCACAAUUGUUGAAUGUUUAAAAGAUCCUGAUGUUUCUAUAAGAAAAAAAGCCAUGGAAUUGUGUUUCGCUCUUAUUAAUGGAAAUAAUAUACGAUCUAUGACAACAGAGCUGAUAUCUUUCCUUGAAAAAGCCGAUCCUGAAUUUAAAUCUGUGUGUUCAUCCAAUUUGUGCAUUUGUGCCGAUAAAUAUGCUCCGUGUUCAAAAUGGCAUAUUGAUACUAUGUUAAGAGUUUUACAAACGGCUGGUAAUUAUGUUCGUGAUGAUGUUGUAGGUAAUUUAAUUCAACUCAUUUCAGAAACAACAUCUCUUCAUGCCUAUGCUGUGCAGCAAUGUUGGAAACAUAUAGCUGAUGAUCUGCCAUCCAAACAACCAUUGAUUCAAGUCGCAAUGUGGACCAUUGGUGAAUAUGCAGAUUUAUUGAAUGAAGUUUGUCUAGAAUCUGGCGAUGAUUCAACUGAACCAUUGAAUGUUCAAUCGGAUGAAAUAGUUUCAAUAUGUGAAGAAAUAACUUCUUCAAGUUUAAUGUCCAUUGUAACUAAAGAGUAUACAAUUAAUACAUUGAUAAAACUAAGUGCAAGGUAUCCUAAUUGUGCCCCUAAGAUAAAGUCAAUCGUUGACGCAUUUGGAUGUCAUAUGAAUGUUGAAUUGCAACAAAGAUCAGUAGAGUUCUCAACCAUAUUUACUAAAUAUAAUCAACUUCGACUUAGUUUGCUUGAAAAGAUGCCUCCAAUGAAAUCAAGAGAUGAAAAAAGAGACAAUUUACAAAAUGGUCAGUUAGUGGAAGAUGACUUUAUGGAAUCAUUAUCUAAGCCUGAUUUAAAUUCAACUGGUGAGGUUAAAAGUGAUAAUCAAGCAUCAAGUGCAGCACUAUUGGAUCUCCUUAGUACUGUUGAAACAAGUUCAUCUCCGAUCCCACCGUUAAACCCUGUGCAAAAUUCAACAAAUAAUAAUAGCGCGAUCGAUGAUCUCCUUGGACUGAUAAAUAUUGAGCCUGAAACAAACAGUAAUAAUGGAACUUCAGUCGCCAAUAAUUCUCUGGCAAUUACAGAAGAUAAUGAUUCUAGUAGCUUAAAAUACAAAUCUCUGAUUGAAUCAAAUCUAUUUGACGGAUUAAAUUCUUUGGAUUCACCAAUUCCACAAAUAACACCAUCGAUUCCAAGUCUAGAAGCUUAUGAUGAAAAUGGAUUAAAAUUAAUUUAUGAAUUUGAAAAAAAUGGUACUGAGCCAAAAACCCUUAUUAUCAGAAUGAAAGCUUCAAAUAGUUAUGACAAACCAAUGUCAGAUUUCCUGUUUCAAGCUGCUGUUCCAAAGACAUUCCAACUACAGCUGUUACCUCCGACAAGCACCACAAUUCCAGCCAAUAAUUCAGGUUAUGUUGAACAAAUCUUGAAGGUGACAAAUCCUAAUAAACUUCAAUUAAGAAUGAGAAUACGUUUAUCGUAUGUUUAUGAUGGUCAAAAAAUUUUAGAGCAAAAGGAUGUCAAUAAUUUCCCAGCUGAAACAUGGGACUCUUGAUAAGGAUUCAAAUGGUCUGGCAAUUACAGCAACCAAUAGGAGAAAUCUAAGCUAAAUCAAUUUAAUCAAAUGUUUUUGGAAUCUGUUGGAACUAAUAGAUUGGAAAUCUUAUAAAGACCAUAAUUUUAGCUUUCAUAUUUUGAAAUUUCUUCAAUCAAUUAGAUUAUUUUCUGCUCAUUUUUUCCAAUUUUUACUCCAUAAUCAUAAGAACUCUUUAUUGUGUUAUGUCCCUAAAUCUCUUCCUCUUUUCACUCAAAGCAAUUGUAAAUUCGAGAACGUUGUCUCAAGACCUAAUAAUUUUUUAGACUCUUGUUUAGAUCAUCUUUAAAACAAGAUGAGGAUUGAAAUAAAAUAUAUGAGGAUGACUAUAAAAAUCAAAAAGGUAUA